Rhododendron vialii is the source of this 1295-nucleotide messenger RNA. Its product is annotated as probable adenylate kinase 7, mitochondrial. The coding region runs from base 156 to 1079 and encodes 307 amino acids. Gene Ontology annotation, cellular component: mitochondrion; cytoplasm. Gene Ontology annotation, biological process: nucleobase-containing compound metabolic process. The record is from RefSeq and is a predicted model, not a curated record. NCBI's taxonomy places the organism in Eukaryota, Viridiplantae, Streptophyta, Magnoliopsida, Ericales, Ericaceae. The transcript has 4 exons. Gene Ontology annotation, molecular function: ATP binding; AMP kinase activity.
GGACGGAGAUUAAACUUAAUCCGAUGGGCUCGACCCACAGCGACACAGCGUAGUCCAGAGCGAUUACCACUUAUCCUCCCUAUCUAAUGGGAGGAGAUUAGCAAGGCCAAUUCGGGUCACUUUCCAAAUCCCCUGGACUGGUUACUCUCCGCGUCAUGGCCGGAACUAUCGGCCUGAAAACCUCCGCCGCCACCGCUGCCGCCAUCCGUCGCCUAAUCGUAGCUGCCCCUCCCCUCACACGGCUUCUCCACCUCGUCAACACCCAACCCUACGCAACCUCCGCCUUCGCGACCGCUCAGCCGCAGCUCGACAACGAUUACUACUACCACCACCGCUACAACAACAGCGAAAACCAGCAAAAGGAAUCGGAGGCAGUUCCGAUGGUGGACUCGGAGGGAUUCGUUCCGACGAAAGGCGUGCAAUGGGUGUUCAUUGGCUACCCCGGCGCAAAGAAGCACGUGUACGCCGAGAAGAUCUCAAAGCUUCUAGAAGUUCCUCAUAUCUCCAUUGGUAGCCUCGUUCGUCAAGACCUCAGCCCUAGUUCCUCUCUCUACAAACAAAUUGCAAAUGCAGUGAACCAGGGAAAGCUUGUUCCCGAAGACAUAAUGUUUGGGCUAUUGUCAAAGAGGCUGAAAGAUGGGUAUUGCAAAGGAGAAACUGGAUUUAUUCUUGAUGGGAUUCCUCGAACACAAAUACAAGCAGAGAUCCUUGACAAACUUCUUGAUAUUGAGCUGGUUGUGAAUUUCAAAUGUGCGGAGGAUUGCUUGUUGGAACACCAUGGUGAUAACGUCUUUUCUCACUCUCAUCAAUCUGAUCGUUUCAGUGGAUCCGGUUGUGGAAGUCUUAAUGUGGACUCCCCAAGGACACAAACAAAGUAUUCCUUCUGUAAUGGAAAAGCCCAUAUCCACCACAAGCAGAUGAAGCCCGUGGAAGAUUACUACAAGAAACAGAAUAAACUCAUCAAUUUUCAAGUAGGCAGUGCACCAGGAGAGACCUGGAGGGGACUUUUGGCUGCAUUACAUCUCCAGCAUAUUAAUGCUGCCCAUUGUAGAUUGACCUCGGGAUCCACUGGAGUGUGAUCUAAUGGCGGCAGCAUUGCUGUAAAUAUCGAUUUUGCAAAUAGUUGAGUUAGAGGGAGAGUUCCAAGCAUACACUUUAAGCCUUUGUAAUAUAGCUUUGGCAAUUCAGAAGUCAUGAAAAUGGGUCUCUGUGCAGUUGAUUGACCUGAUCUGAGCUGAUUGUCUGUAAGGUUUGAAAUUUUAACUGCAUCUAUGAAGAGAAUUUCGUGGAUCUAA